AUGAUCACCUGCAUCCAGCACCGAUCAGUGAUCGACGGCCACCGAAUGCAUCCCAAGCUGUACGAGCUGCUGCGAGGUCGCAGUAAAAAGUUUUCCCUCGGAGACGAUGAGGAAGCCGGUGACGAACAGCAGCAGCAGCAGCAGCAGCAGCAACAGCAGCAGCAAUCACAAAACCCCACGGACGAAAACGGUGACGGUGCGAUAGGAAGCAACAACGGCAACACACGCAGCAGCAGCACAAGCAGCAACAGCAGCAGUAGCAGCAGCAGUAGAAGCAGUAACGGUAGCGCUAGAAGCAGAAGUAACAGCACCACCGGUGGUAUGAACGGUGCACCGGAAGGUGUCCUUACCCAACCGGGAGGACUACCGAUGGAAACGGAUACAACCGAUCGGUGUCCUUCGCGAUCGGCCACAACACCAUCACCGAUGGCGGAAGAUCCGGACCGCCGGUGUGACUCACCGCCGGUGCGAGAAAUCAAGCAAGAACCGGUCAGCAUCAUCGAGCGGCCGGGUUCAACGGGUUCCUCCCAAGGACAGACACCGUCACCGACACCGACGGCGGUACCGAUGUUGCGCUUAAACGUAGCCCUGGCAGCCGAUCCGGCGGCCAAUCCGGACGCAAAGGAUCUCAAAAACCUCGGGGAGGCUGCGGCCCUUAGCGAGGAAAAGCAAUCUCACCAUCACCACCAUCAACAGCAGCACGCUCUCAAUAUGGCCAUCGGUCAUCCACCUCCAGGGUCCGCUCCGGCCGUGCUGAUCGUCCGUAAGCAAUCCUCCACGAUUAAAGGACCCGAGAUGGGGUUGCCGGUUGAGUUGCCACCCCGGUUGCCACCGAUGUAUGUGUGCGGACCCUGUGGCAUCCGGUUCUCGUCGGCAUCAACACUGGAAGCCCACCAAACGUACUACUGCUCGCAUCGGAAGGACGCAGACGAGCCAGGAGGAGGCGGUGGUGGAACCGGAGCUGGAACUUCCGGAUCCGGUGGUACGACGGUGGCUGGAGGGGGUGCUGGUACGGGUGGUACGGGUGGGGGCACCAAGAACGCACAUUCCGGUGGUGAUGGCACUGGUGAACCUCCGUCGAAGGCCCUUAAGACUGGCAAGCAGUACGCCUGUUCGCAGUGUUCGUACAGUGCUGAUAAGAAGGUUUCCCUCAACCGACACAUGCGCAUGCACCAGUCCUCACCAUCACCAUCACCCGUCGGUGCGAUCGUCAACGGAGAUGAUGGUGUUAUGCUGCACCAGCAGCAGCAACAUCAGCAGCAACAGCAACAGCAACUACAGCAGCAACAGCUGCAGCACAUUCAAGCUCAAGCGGUCGCUGCUGCAGCUGCAGUGCUUCAUCAGCAACAGCAGCAGCAGCAACACCAAGUGCAGCAAUCGCAGGGACCGGUGCCGCAGGUUGAUCGCUACUGUUCCGAUUGUGAUAUACGAUUCUCCAGCACGAAGACAUAUCGCGCACACAAGCAGCAUUACUGCAGCUCGCGCCAUCGUGAAGGCCAACAGUCUAACAACUCAACACCGAAACCAGCAACGCACAAGUCGGGCUCGCAGAGUCCACCGGAUGUGCCGAAAACGCCGCCGGUAACCGCAAGCCAGCAACCUUUCCUGGCGCUGCCCACUAACCCCAUCAUCGUGAUACCGUACUCGUUGAUUCGAGGCGCCAACGUCAUACCGGGACUGUUAUCCUCGCUUGCACCCGGGGUUGCCAAUCCAGAGUCGGCGUGUUUUAUAUUCCAAAAUGGAAGCCUGCAACCGAUCGCCAUGUCGCUAGCGUCACAAGCCGUCACGGCUGGAAUCGUACCGGGUGGUGGCUUUGAAGGACUCGCAGGAUCGCACGGUCAAACCCAGCGUACCUCGCAAACCGCACCGGGAAGCAACACCAACAGCAACAAUCCGCAACAGCAUCCUUCCCGAGGACCUACACCAAACAUAUCGAACGAUACCAACUCCACGGGUGGAUCCUCAACGGGUGAAGUUCUGAAAGCGAUCAACAAACGAGACAACACCGCAAACAAGGAUCAACCGGUCGGAUCGACACCACUCGAUUUGUCCGUGCGGCGACUUUCGCCUGGUGCCAUCGGAAGCUUGAGCCUGCGUGAACGGUCCCUCUCACUAUCGUCAGCCGUUUCGGCCGCCGACCAACGACUCGUGGACUAUGACAGCCUGAUGGAGGGCAAGGAGAAUCUCUCCGUCAGCGGAGACUCACUGACGCCGGAACAGAUCGUAUGUGCGCCAUCACUCCCGGGUAGUCCUCCACUGACACCCUCACCAAAACGACGCUCAAACAGUCCACGUGGUGGUGGUUCUAAUGCAACGGCAGCCGCAGCCGUCGCUGCUGCUGCAGCUGCAGUUGCCGCAGGUCAGCACGCCCUCGGAAGUUCCGUUCCGGGUCUCUCAAUCUCGCCGUUGACGCUACAGCAGCAGCUUAUGCGGCCGUUGCUCCCAGCAGAUAUCGCCCUGCGCCUAUCUGCGGUCGGGGAUCCAACCGUUAAUCUCAAUCUAAACAUCCUGCCCAAUGCGCAUCCGCUGCUAACGAAGCAGGGCGUCGAACUGGCACUUCGGUUGUCAUCCUCGGGUGGUGGACCAACUCCGGAUGGGUUAGCGAAACCGCAGAUAUCUCCACUCCUUACCAGCAUCUCGCCAACGGGUGGUGGUGGUCCAGGUGGUGCUUCAACCCCUGGAGGACCAACAGCUGCCGUUCUAUCCGGUCAAACGCCUCAGAUCUUCGUGAAACAGGGUGACUCCAAGUGCAAGGAGUGCAACAUCGUGUUCUGCAAGUACGAGAACUAUCUUGCACACAAAAAGCACUACUGUUCGGCACGCAAUCAGGACGACGGCGAAUCGGCAAAGGUUAGCCCACCAAUUUCACCGCAAGCAACGGCACCCGGUUCCAACGCACCCGGUGGAGUCGGAGGUUCCGUCGCGUAUCAACAGUUGAUUUGUGCGGCAUGCGGCAUCAAGUUCACCUCGCUGGACAACCUGAACGCCCAUCAGAUGUACUACUGUCCGAAGCGAAUCGACACCAACCUGCCGGUGAAUGCCACGGGAGUGACAACCGUGGUGACACCGAUGCAACCGCACAAGGAGCGUUGUUCGAAGUGCAAAAGCAUGCACGAACCGGGACAACCGUGCACGAUCGCUGGCCACGGUGCGUACAAGUGCCCGAUCUGUGAAGUCAUCAGUCCAAACUCAACGGAAGCCCGCCGGCACAUGGACACGCACGGUGGCGUGAAGGCGUUCCGGUGUACGAUCUGCCGGUAUAAAGGCAACACGCUUCGUGGCAUGCGCACUCACAUCCGGAUGCACUUUGACAAGAAGACGAACGAGUUUAACGAGGAAAACUUCAUCACCUGCAUCCUGGAGGAGGAUGGUAUCGAGAUACCGCCGGCUGGGGCACAAAACGCGGCGGCCAUGGCUGCUGUUGCGGCUGCCGCUGCCGCUGCUGCGUCUCAUGCCGCCAUCGCGUCCCAGAAACACCCGGGACAGGAGCAUUCGGACGGUGGUUCACCUCCGGUGGCACCCGGGAUCCUGGGCAACGGGCAGCUUGUGCGACAUCAGUGCGAAUUUUGUCCGUACAGCUCGAGCUACCGGAUCAAUGUGGCCAAACAUAUCAAACACGUACACGGACGGGAACGUCCGACGGCUGGUGGUUCGCCCCUUAUCGGUGAAGGAGGUGAAUCGUUGCUGUACAAUGGAACGAGUGGUGGCGAAGUGAUCACAACCGUUCUCUCAGCAAGACCUCCGAUCGCCAGCACACCCGGGCUCACGGUAGCCAGUAGUCAAAUAAUCAAAACGGAACCGAAAGAUGACGCUGGUGGCGGCUCACAGGACGAUCCGGAUACGCCCGACAUUAACGUGGACGUCGUGCUGGAAGAACCACCCAUCAAGACGGAGAUCUUCGACCCGCACAUGCCCUCGCUCAGCUCGCCGCCCGUCCUGAUGAGCGGCGGUUCACCGGUUUCACCCGGCCAGAAUCUGAAAUCGAAAUCUCAUCCAACGUCGGUGUCGUCGUCGGCGUGUUCACCUGCCCCGGGUAUGACCGAUCGGCCCACACCGUCACCACCAACGUCGGAUACGUGCGGUUCUUCACCGGCUUCGCACCAGCAGCCAUUACUUCCCGCCGGUCCGAAGCACUGUGACACGUGCGAUAUCACGUUCACGUACGCCAACACGUACAUUGCGCACAAGAAGUUCUACUGCAAGGCGGCUUCGUCGGUGACCGGUGCCGGGACGAACUCUACUGGAGGUGGAUCCGUUGUUGCUGGCCGGCGGAGUACAUCGGCAUCACCCAGCGGAGCUACCAGUCCAGCUGUUACAGUUGCGGUCAACCGAGCGACGGAGACAUCCGUUUAAAUGGCGCCCAAAAUCGACGGGGGAACCCUGUUCCCCGGUCAGUGUGUAUACGGUUUAUUGUAGUCAGCGAUUCGGAUGAAUAGGGUGCUCUAGGAGAGCGUUAGAAAAUGUUUCGUUAAGGAAUGA
This is a messenger RNA of Anopheles nili, 4479 nucleotides long. RefSeq names its product zinc finger protein ush (gene ush). The coding region runs from base 1 to 4353 and encodes 1450 amino acids. The transcript is spliced from 9 exons. Gene Ontology annotation, cellular component: nucleus. The record is from RefSeq and is a predicted model, not a curated record. Gene Ontology annotation, biological process: negative regulation of transcription by RNA polymerase II; positive regulation of transcription by RNA polymerase II; heart development. Gene Ontology annotation, molecular function: RNA polymerase II-specific DNA-binding transcription factor binding. Lineage: Eukaryota; Metazoa; Arthropoda; Insecta; Diptera; Culicidae.